AUGUCGAUUCCCACCUCCACCUCCGUCGUCGAGUCGGCCGUCAUCAAGGCUCCCUUGAGCGCCGUCUGGCACCACAUCAAGCUCCAGAACUUCAGCGACUUCUGGUCCGCCCUCAAGUCCAGCGAGUUUGUCAAGGGCACCAGCGACGAGACCGACGUCGUCAAGUGGACCUUUACCGACGGCACCGAGCUCGAGGUCAAGCAGGAGGAGCACAGCACCAUCAACCACUACAUCACCUACAGCAUCAUCACCUCCAAGCCCGAGCUGACUUACUCGUCUGUCCUCUCCACCAUCCGCCUCUACGCCGUCACCUCUGGCGAGGCCGAGGGCAGCACCUACAUCGAGUGGACCGGCAACUUCUCUAGCGACGCCGAUGCCGGCGUCAUCCAGGAUGCCAAGUUCAAGCGCCGCGACGCUCUUGCCGACCUGGCCAAGGCUGCCGCCAAGCUCAAGCACUAG
Molecule: messenger RNA, 459 nt
Organism: Microdochium trichocladiopsis
Lineage: Eukaryota; Fungi; Ascomycota; Sordariomycetes; Xylariales; Microdochiaceae
Exons: 4
Coding region: 1-459 (152 amino acids)
Source: RefSeq, a predicted model, not a curated record